AUGGAUGACCAGCAAAACACGCAGAUAUGUGGCAUAGCUGAAGAGGAUUCCGAAUGUUUUGGAAAGGGCGUUUCUCAGAAAAGCGGGUUCCACGGUGUUGGAAUCGACCAGACUCUUGAGAUAGACAAACAGAUAGUCCUUGACGGUGAUCUUGUCGGAAUCGGUCAUAAAUGGGAGCCUGGCAUCCAGAACCUGGAAAACGAAAAACUUGACGUUCGGAGAAAGCUGGGCGUUCGGAGUGAGCAGAUUCAAACACUGCUGCCAGCCGUCUGGAGAAUCCUUGAUCUGGGAAAUGAAGUCAAGCGCCUGCUGCUUGAGCUGGGCGUCUGCCGAGGCGCUCGACGCGAUGUCCACAGCCUGCAAAAUCUGUUGGUCCAUUCCCGCGAAGAAAGACUUGCUGGCCUGGGAAUUCUCACCAAGUUUCCACCAAAACUCAUACCGUACAUGGAGCUCAUGAGAAUCGAGAAGCCAAUCGGAACAAAACUGCUGCUGAGUCCCUGCAUGUGGGCCAUAACGAUGGCCGCUUACAUGACAUCGGCGCCAUUGGCAUCAACAGCGUAUAUGAUGUCAGUGUUUGCCGUUGGAGCGUUCGUCAUGAGAGGAGCCGGAUGCACCAUCAAUGAUCUUCUGGACAGAGAUCUCGACAACAAGGUCGCUCGCACGAUGGAAAGACCGAUCACGUCCGGUCGGGUGAGCACAAAACAGGCGAUCGUGUUUCUCGGGGGCCAAUUGGCGGUGGGAUUAGCCGUGUUACUGCAGCUUCCAGCGGAUUGUUUCCUAUUGGGGGCCUCGUCAUUGGCGAUUGUGGGCACGUACCCUCUGUUCAAACGGUUUACGUACUACCCGCAGGUUGCAUUGAGUCUUUGCUUCAACUGGGGAGCGUUGUUAGGGUUCCCAGCAAUGGGCGUCUGGAACUGGCCAGUCAUGAUCCCGCUCUACCUGAGUGGAUUUUUCUGGUGCAUGCACUACGACACCAUCUACGCUCACCAGGACAAGAAGUUCGACAUCGACGCCGGAAUCAAGUCCACAGCAUUGGCCUGGGGAGACAAGUCCAAGACCAUCUUCAAGGGACUUACUGCAGCCCAAAUGGGGUGCUACACAUUGAGCGGAGUGCUCGCCGGCAUGGGCCCGGGAUUCUACUUCGGAGCAGCAUACGGAGCAUAUCGUCUGGUUAGAAUGAUUCAGCUGGUGGAUCUCAACAAUCCAAAGGAUUGCGGAUACUGGUUCCGUGAAAAUAUUAACACCGGACACGUUUUCUGGCUGGGAAUCUUUGUCGACUACUGUCUCCGCCUGCUUGGAUAUUUGUAA
This is a messenger RNA of Ogataea philodendri, 1308 nucleotides long. RefSeq lists its product as uncharacterized. Gene Ontology annotation, cellular component: mitochondrial inner membrane. The transcript is spliced from 3 exons. The record is from RefSeq and is a predicted model, not a curated record. The coding region runs from base 1 to 1308 and encodes 435 amino acids. Gene Ontology annotation, molecular function: 4-hydroxybenzoate polyprenyltransferase activity. Lineage: Eukaryota; Fungi; Ascomycota; Pichiomycetes; Pichiales; Pichiaceae. Gene Ontology annotation, biological process: ubiquinone biosynthetic process.